GGGUAUGUUGCUCGGAUACCGCAAUGACGCCGGGUUGUUCCUUGUCACUUUAUUGAGAAUCAAAAACAGUCUGCAUUUAAUUGUCCGGACCCAAUUGCUAACACAGGCCACGAACGUUCGUUGGUUACGGUCAAUGUAGCAAUGUUAAUACAUUUUCAAAAUAGCUUUAUAUUAAAAUAUACAAUAUCAUUGGCUGGAGAAGUGUUACACAAAUAAAACGAGCCCUAGUUUGUAAUAAUCAGAUAAGGAUGAAGGAUUUCAUGCCGCUUUUUAUGUCGUAAAUUUGCUAAAACUUUCUGCCCAGUUAUCAAUGCAAAUCAUUUGGAAAGUUCUGAACCGAAACCUUGACUCUUUGGUAGUAAAAUGCAUCGGAUGUUAGUCUUAUUAAUUGAAAAGAUGAUGUUUACAAAGGCCAUUCUCCGAUUUUUUUUUUUACUGGCGGCCUCCGCUCGAGCCUUCUCAUUCUCCCCAUCAAACUCGAGACCAAGCUCAUCGGCGCAAACGAAAACAACAACAACGAUAUUGAAUAAAGGACAUGUGGGUUUCUGUCAUGGAUGAAUCCUAUGAACUCGAUUUUACGACGCCAAAAUCGAGGAACAUUUUCAUCUUUGUCAGAACCACAGGAAAUCUCAACAGAAUUGAAAAAUUAAAAAAGGAGGUGGUAAGGGGAUUUCCCAACAUAAUCUGAAAAGAACAAGCAUUACUUUGCGCGUACCAAUGAGAAAACACGAUUUUGGUGGACCUCUGCUAAAUUCACAUACCUGAUUUCUGGCACAGCAAAAUGGAAAGUCAAUGGCGGCCGGUUUUCUGGAUUUAGUAACAUUGCUACUCGUCAGUGCAUCUAUGAAAAGCGUUUGAACAUUUAUUCAACAUCCUUGAGAUCCUUCUUAAGGUGUGUCGACUUGAUGGGGCACUGAGGCGAGGCGCAGUGGGAAGUCGAUGUGUGCGGCUUGAGUAUGGAUGGGCAGACUCAGAGGAUACAGCUUGUGUCAGCAGAUAGCACCAUGUCAAUGGGACACCGAAUUCAGGUUGUGACUGAUCCGCAGACUGGCCAGAAGAUCCAGAUUGUCACCGCUCUCGAGCCGGCAUCUCCCGGCAAGCAGCAGUUCAUCCUUGCCAACGCCGAAUAUUCCUCCGGCGGGAAGGUGAUCCUGGCCAAGCAGGACGGCUCCCCCAACAAGGUCAUCCUCACCGCUCCAGACGGCUCGGGGGUUAACCGGCUGCUCUUUGCCUCUCCCGAUCUGUCUGGACCGCAGAUUCAGUUUGUAACCGAGGGCUCAGACCAGUCUUUUGCCAAGCCUAUUGUUGAGUACUGCGUUGUCUGCGGAGACAAGGCCUCAGGGCGCCAUUAUGGAGCCGUCAGCUGCGAGGGGUGCAAGGGGUUCUUCAAACGCAGCAUCAGGAAGAACCUGGUGUACACGUGCAGGGGCUCCGGCGAGUGCGCCAUCAACAAGAUCCACCGAAACCGCUGCCAGUACUGUCGACUGCAGCGCUGCAUCGCCGUGGGCAUGAAACAAGAUUCUGUGCAGUGCGAAAGGAAACCAAUGGACGUGCCCACCAGGGAGAAGUCUGUCAACUGCGCAGCCUCCACAGAGAAGAUAUACAUUCGCAAGAACCUGUGCAGUCCCCUCGCCGCCACACCCACCUUUGUGUCCGACAAGGAGACUUCCAGGUCAACACAUUUGCUGGAGUCAAGCAUGUUGCUCAACAUCCAGCAACCCUUCUCUAAGCUAGAAAACACCAUCUUGAUCCCAGCAUCCCCGGAAAAGCACGACGACCAUUCUCAAGGUGACCUCGGCACACUGGCCAACGUGGUGACCUCCCUUGCCCACCUUAACAAGGCGAUAGAGGUCAGCGACGGUGCCGGCGAGCUGGUGGGCGUGGAUACGCUCAGCAACGGCGACAGUUCUAUGACGGACAUGCAGGAAGACGAGCAAAGCGAUAUCACUAGAGCCUUCGACACGCUGGCCAAAGUUCUGCACUCAGGCGACGGCUCGUCGGCGACCGACCUGGAGGCCACCAUGCAGCUGAUGUCGGGGGACCAGUCGGGCCCGGUGUUGGAGCUGGAGGGUUCGCUGCUCUCCGAUAGCCAUAUUCCUUUCAAACUCAUGAUGCCUGUGCCUGUGCCGGAGUACCUCAACGUCAACUACAUCUGCGAGUCAGCCUCACGCCUCCUCUUUCUCUCUAUGCACUGGGCGCGCUCCAUACCCGCCUUUCAAGUCUUAGGCGGUCAAGAGGACAACGACAUCAACCUGAUGAAAGCGUGCUGGAACGAGCUGUUCGCUUUGGGUCUGGCUCAGUGUUCCAACGUUAUGAACGUCGGGACCAUCUUAAGUGCCAUCAUCAGCCAUCUGCAGACCAGCUUGCAGGAAGAGAAGCUCUCCCAAGACCGGGUGAAGCUUGUGAUGGAGCACAUCUGGAGGUUGCAGGAGUUCUGUAACAGCAUGACCAAGCUGUCUCCGGACGCUUACGAAUAUGCCUUCCUCAAAGCCAUUGUUCUCUUCAGUCCCGAUCACCCGGGGAUAGACAACACUCUGCAGAUAGAGAGGUUCCAGGAGAAGGCCUACAUGGAGCUGCAGGACUACGUAUCUCGGACAUAUCCAGAAGAUUCUUACCGGCUGUCCAAGCUGCUCCUGCGGCUUCCGGCGCUGCGUCUGAUCAGCGCCGCCGUCACCGAGGAGCUUUUCUUCGCCGGCCUCAUCGGCAACGUGCAGAUCGACAGCAUCAUCCCGUACAUCCUCAAAAUGGACUCCACCGACUACAACAGCCAGUCGCUCCCCGGGGUUUGACACCCCUCGCCCCCCCCCCCCCCCCCCCCCCCACUCCUCCUCUUUAGCGUUUAGAAAGACUGGACUGUUCCAGCCAGUUUCCGGCCACCACGUGGUCACCGCGUCUAUUUAUGUGGACCCUCCUCAAGUCGCUCAGCAUAGCGUGACCCUUUCCAAGGUAAGAGUCCGGUGGGUAUAAAAGUGGCAAGUGAGCCGGGCAAUGUGUGCACAAUCAGGACUGAACCAUUGCUAUUGUAGAGUGUGCAUUUUACUGUACAUAAACUAGUAUUUUAUGCUUCGUCUUUGCCUCAAGGCUUUUCUGGGAAACUGUCAAAAAAAAAAAAAAAGAAAAGAAAAAAUUCACGGUUAUGUUAGACAUUUUCUAUAAGCUACUUGCAAAAAGUUUGUGAUGUUGGGCUUUGGGGUGGAAGUUCAGGAUGAACCUAAAAUGCACAACUCCAACUGUUCAAUGUUUCAGCACUUUUUGAAAAUUCACAACAGGUGUUUGAUCCGUGAUUGGACCAAUACAUUUCCGCUUUGCCUUUCUGUGACUCUCAGUCUCUCUGCUGCAACCACUGACACUCUGUGACACUCUAUGACUGGAAGAGUCACAGAAAGACAUACGGGAGAUAGGCAUAGGCUAUAAUGCAUUUUAGGUUCAUCCUGAAACUUCACCCCAAAGCCCAAUAUCCCCAACUUUUUGUGAGUAGUAUACAACCAUGCUGUCCUGUUUUGUUUUAAUUUAAAAAAAAAUCCCUCGUGAAUUUGGAAAGGUUAUAACCUUUUUCUUUUUUUUUUAUUUUAUUUUGUAUUUGUUUGCCCAUCCAAAGGAUAGGACCGACAAUACUGUCACUGUGUGUAAAUAGAACUGUGAAGAGAAUGUACCAAGGAGAAUUUGGUGGAGAGCACUCUGUGAUGAUCACAUCCUGUCUUAUGGACAAAAAAAAAAAAAAAAGAAAAUAUUAAGGCCUCUUCAUUUGAAAAUAAAAACAAGUCUCAAUUGAA
This is a messenger RNA of Phyllopteryx taeniolatus (common seadragon), 3773 nucleotides long. RefSeq names its product nuclear receptor subfamily 2, group C, member 1 (gene nr2c1). The transcript has 14 exons. The record is from RefSeq and is a predicted model, not a curated record. Gene Ontology annotation, molecular function: RNA polymerase II cis-regulatory region sequence-specific DNA binding; zinc ion binding; nuclear receptor activity. Gene Ontology annotation, biological process: cell differentiation; negative regulation of transcription by RNA polymerase II; anatomical structure development. NCBI's taxonomy places the organism in Eukaryota, Metazoa, Chordata, Actinopteri, Syngnathiformes, Syngnathidae. Bases 957 to 2789 code for a protein of 610 amino acids.